Messenger RNA from Metarhizium acridum CQMa 102, 3633 nucleotides. NCBI's taxonomy places the organism in Eukaryota, Fungi, Ascomycota, Sordariomycetes, Hypocreales, Clavicipitaceae. The record is from RefSeq and is a predicted model, not a curated record.
AUGAGUGCCGCCGCCGUCGAAGAUGGCCUCAAGGUCGAAAAGCGUCUCGCUUCUUCCGCCACAACUACUCCAGAGAAUGAGAAACAUGAGGAAGGAGCGAAGGACGUUGCCCCAGACGAGGCAAAACCCCGGCCCGAGCGAACAGCGACAUUCAACGAUUAUCUGAGAGUAUUCAAAUAUGCGUCGAAAUGGGAUUUCCUUGCCUACACUGCAGGCGUGUUGGCAUCUAUCGGUGCUGGCAUCACCCUGCCCCUAAUGAACGUUGUAUUCGGCAAGUUCGUUGGAAACUUCAGCAGUUUUUCAAACUUCACCGCCGGAGGCGCCGGCAUCACAAAGGCCGAAUUUGAAUCCAAGCUGGACAAGUUGGCAUUGUACAUGUUCGCAUUGUUUAUUGGUCGUCUUGGACUGAACUAUAUCAACAAGGCCGAGGGAAAAGCUGCAGCCGUUGCCAGCGAGGCAAUGGCCAGUAUUCGCAUGAUCAUGGCCUGUGGUGCUGAAUCGCGAAUAGCCAAGAAGUACGCGGCGUUUGUUGAAGAGACAAAGAAACAUGCUCAGUUUAUGUCUCCACUCAUUGCGCUUCAAUUUGGAUUAAUUUUCUUUGGUGCCUUUGCCGCCUUUGCCCUUGCCUUCUGGUACGGCAUCAAGUCGUUUGUUGACGACUCAAGGGGCGAUCUUAGUACCAUAGUGAUCGUCUUGUUCUCCGUUAUGAUGGUUGUCUUCUCGCUAGAGAGAACAUCAACGCCAAUGUUGGCCGUUAGCAAAGCUACAGUAGCCGCCUGCCAGUUUUUCACCGUUAUUGAUGCCCCUGUCCCGAGCAAGGGCUACCUCAAAGACCCCGAAGUAGCUGCUACAGAUGAUAUAGUGCUGGAUGAUGUUACUUUCGCAUACCCUAGUCGUCCUCACGUCAAGAUCCUUGAUCGAUUGGAUUUACGGAUCGAGUCUGGAAAGAUUACGGCCAUUGUUGGCCCAUCUGGUUCUGGCAAGAGUACCAUCGUUGGCCUCAUAGAACGGUGGUACAGCCUCAAAGAUCAACAUGUCGUUGCCAAAGCUGUGGAAAAGAAGAAGGAAAAGAAAGGCUCCGAGUCUGAGGAUGAUGAACCGGAGGAAGGCCAGUCUGAGCCUGAGGACACCGGACCCCCCAUCAAACUCAGCGGCACAAUAUCCACUUCUGGUCACCUACUCGAUGAUAUUGAACUGAAAUGGUGGCGAUCACAAAUUGGACUGGUUCAACAAGAACCCUUUCUUUUCAACGAUACUAUCUACACGAACGUGGCAAAUGGCUUAGUAGGCUCCCGAUGGGAGCACGAGUCGGAAGAGAAGAAGAGAGAAUUAGUCAAGGAAGCUUGUAAAGAAGCCUUCGCUGACGAGUUUAUCGACAAACUCCCCGCGGGCUACGAUACACUUGUGGGGGACAGCGGUGCCAAGUUGUCAGGAGGCCAACGCCAACGGAUUGCCAUUGCCCGAUCCAUCGUUCGAAAGCCUACGAUUCUCAUUCUUGACGAAGCCACAAGUGCCAUUGAUGUCCGCGGCGAACGGAUCGUGCAAGCUGCACUGGACAGGGUUGCCAAAAAUAGGACGACUAUCACCAUUGCGCAUCGUUUGUCAACGAUUAAGAAGGCAGACCGUAUUGUCGUCCUCAAGAAGGGCAAGGUGGUGGAGAGUGGGACGCACGAGGGUCUCAUUGCAAUGGAAAAUGGCGUGUAUGCCGGUCUUGUCAACGCACAAACCUUGUCCCUUGGGGCUGAACAUGACGCCGCGAAUGAGGCCGUUGAUACGGACGGCGACGGGAGCAUUCUUGAGCGCGAGAAGAGCAAGGCAGCCUCUGAACAUGAAGCCAUGGCUGAGACCAAGUUGGAAAAGCAGCGGAACCUCGUCAGGAGUUUUGGCCGCUUUUUCUACGAAUCAAAACAAUAUUGGUAUCUCAUGUGCCUAACGGUGUUUUUUGCAGCGUGUGCUGGAGCUGCCAUCCCUCUCCAGGCUUACAUGUUUGCCAAUGUUGUGGUCAUUUUCAAGUACGAGGGCGACAAGCCAAAGCUUAUGUCCGAAGGCAACUUUUGGUCUCUUAUGUGGACAAUUCUCGCUAUCGGGGUGGGAUUUGCUUAUUUCUUCUGCUUCUUAUUUUCGACACGGCUGGCCUCGAUUAUUCGAAACAAGUAUCAGCAGAUGUACUUUGAGGCCAUUCUCCAUCAGAAGGCAUCAUUUUUCGAUGAAGAGGAUCAUUCGCAAGGGACCAUGACUUCCCGUGCCUCCGGAGACCCCAAGCAGCUUGAAGAGCUGAUGGGAGCGAACAUGGCUAGUGUUUACGUCGCUAUUUUCAGUCUUACAGGAUCAAUUACCAUCGCCUUCUCGUUCGGAUGGAAGCUAGCAUUGGUAUCAACUUGCGUUGUCUUGCCCAUACUUCUUGGUUCGUCGUACUGGCGUUUCAAAUAUGAGAUCCAGUUUGAGAAGAUGAAUAAUGAAGUAUUUGCAGAAAGCUCCAAAUUCGCAUCAGAGUCCAUCGGUGCAUUCCGAACCGUCACUUCUCUAACCCUUGAGGACCCAAUAUGUCAGCGAUUUGGGGAACUUUGCCAGGGGCACGUCGUGACAGCCUUCAAGAAAGCCAGAUGGGUUAGUUUGCUCUUUGGCUUCUCAGACAGUGCUACCAUGGCAUGCCAGGCUCUUGUAUUUUACUACGGCGGCCGACUACUUCUCAGUGGCGAGUACCAAAUCUUGAACUUCUUUGUUUGCUUCAUGUCUAUCAUUCAAGCUGGCGAAUCCGCUGGCCAAGGAUUGAGUUUUGGACCAAAUGCCGCUCAGGUAACAGCUGCUUCAAAUAGAAUUUUGAACAUGCGAGACUCAAGGCUGCGCGAUGACCAUUCUGAAAAGGAUGAAAUUCCGGAGGCAAAGGGUGGGAUGAAGAUUGAGCUGGAAAACGUCCAUUUCAAGUAUCCGUCUCGCGACACUCCGGUAUUCCAAGGUUUGAGCUUGACGAUUGAGAAGGGCCAGUUUGCCGCUUUGGUUGGCGCAUCUGGAUGUGGCAAGACGAGUGUCAUUUCACUCUUGGAGAGGUUCUAUGAUGUGGAAAGGGGACGAAUUCUUUGCAACGGCAGAGAUAUCAAGGACGUGAAUAUAUACGCCUAUAGGCGACAUUUGUCGCUUGUUGCACAAGAAGCAACCUUAUUCCAAGGUACCCUUCGAGAGAACAUCCUGCUAGGCGUCGACGACCAAGCAAUUACGGAAGAAAAGCUCCACCGGGCCUGUCGCGACGCCUCCAUCCACGACUUUAUCGUCUCCCUCCCAGAAGGAUACAACACAAAUAUUGGCUCUCGAGGAGUCACCCUCUCCGGCGGCCAGAAGCAGCGCGUAGCCAUCGCUCGAGCUCUCAUCCGUGACCCGAACAUUCUGCUCCUCGACGAAGCCACUAGUUCUCUUGACUCGGAAAGCGAGAAGCUCGUGCAAGCUGCGUUUGAGCGCGCUGGCCAAGGGCGUACCAUGGUCGUUGUUGCACAUAGGUUAGCUACUGUUCAGAAUGCAGAUGUUAUUUUCGUGCUAGGCGAAGGCGGAAGGCUGUUGGAGCAAGGCAAUCAUAUGGAACUACUUAGAAAGAGGGGUGUUUACUGGCAAAUGUGUCAAAGCCAGGCUCUAGAUCGGUAA